UCGUCGUAGAGCGAGAAGCGCCUGUGGGGAGUUGAAGGGCUUUGGAGGCCGCGGAGGACAUGGAAAGCCGGCAAGGCGAGGAAGAAGCGGCGGCGGACGAGGUGGGCCUCGUCGUCAAGAGCCCCGCGCAGCGCCACCCGGACCUGCUCCUGUCGGCCCGGCGCUCCUGGAGCGUCCGGCGCCUCAAGGCGGAGCUGCGACACCUUCACCCGGAUGAGCCGCCUGAAGACACUCAGAGGUUGAUUUAUUCUGGAAAGUUGUUGCACGACCAUCUUUUUCUGCAAGAAGUCCUCACCAAGCAGGAGACGGUUCACGCUCUCCAUUUGGUGUGCAACUCCAAGAAUCUGCCCAAGAUGCAAGGAACUGACGUGAAGGUGGCUGAGGCCCAGCAGCAGUCCACUGCAUCGGGCCAGAACCCUUCGGAUCUUCCUCCAGGGUCUGCUCCCAGCCGAGAAGAGGCUCCCCCAGGCCCGUCUGUGACCACAGAGGAAGCUGCCACAAGGUCUCCGAUGACUCAGCAUCCCUUUCCAACUGUGAGCUCCAGUUAUUCAUCCUACACAGCAUAUCACAUGCUGCAGCUCUGGUUCCAUCAGUUUUACACAAGGCAAUACUACAUGCAGUACAUGGCUGCCAACGCUCAUUCGGGCGACUUCUCCGCCAGGAGUUCCCAGGAGAUCUCGGUGGCUCCGGUGGCCCCCACAGCUCCCCUUCCCGGUCCGUUCCCUGCCGAGAACCCCCCCGUGGAUCAAAAUGCCCCCCCUCAAGCCAACCCCGGAGUGAACCCCAACCUGCGCAUGAAUGCCCAGGGGGGGCCCCUCAUGGAGGAAGACGAAGAAGUCAACCGCGAUUGGCUGGACUGGCUCUACUCGGCCACCCUCUUCUACGUCUUCGUCAACAUCGUUUACUUCUACUCCAGCAUGAGCCGGUUCCUUUUGGUGAUGGGCGGCACCCUCCUCAUGUACCUACACCAGGUUGGCUGGUUCCCUUUCAGACGAAGGCCAGUCCAGCCACCGCCGAACAACAUUCCUGUCCAAGCUGCUGUUAAUCAAGAUCAGAACAACAAUUUACAACAACAGGAGGAGAACCCAAGAGAACAAAAUGAAACGGAGGAUUCGGAGGCCCCAGGCGAGGUCCAGCCUCCGGGCGAGGUCCAGCCGGCGCCAGCCGUUUCCUUCAUGAGCACAGCGUGGCUUUUCUUCAAGACCUUCUUUGCCUCCCUUCUGCCAGAGGGGCCUCCAGCUGUGGCAAACUAACUGGGCACAUAACUUCCUCUUUCUUGACUACCGAGGCCGGUCCGGACACGAGCUGGCAUGCCUGCCCAAACGUGGCCAAGGAUGGUUGGGUGAAAGAGGGCGAAUGUAGGCUUUGAAGCUUAAAGACAGAUGUGGCUGAAGGUGCAACGAGGUGAUGCUAGCUCAGAGCUUCACGGACACGAACAAUAGAUCACUGAAGCCAUGGCUUGAGGGCGGUGUGACGUUUUGUACCUCGGCUGUCUUGGGGGCCAAGUGCAAGAGAGGCAGACUCCUUCUGCCAGGAUCACUCGAUUCCAUUUGGAGCGGAUCUCGGGCUCGCGUACGCGGAGCGCGCAGUCUUGCGCAACCAGCCAUAUUAGAAAAACCGUGCAGGGGAAGUUAAUGCCAAAAAAUGAAGAAAAAGCUGGGCUUAAUUGCUGACAACACGUGUAAAAGAUAAGGUGUAAAUAGCUUGCCACAGAAGGUAACAGUCAAGCCUAUUAAUGCUACGCAACAGGGGCAGGGAACUAUACGGCCCCUUUA
Molecule: messenger RNA, 1775 nt
Organism: Protobothrops mucrosquamatus (brown spotted pit viper)
Lineage: Eukaryota; Metazoa; Chordata; Lepidosauria; Squamata; Viperidae
Gene: HERPUD1
Product: homocysteine inducible ER protein with ubiquitin like domain 1
Exons: 8
Coding region: 60-1253 (397 amino acids)
Biological process (GO): endoplasmic reticulum unfolded protein response; ubiquitin-dependent protein catabolic process; endoplasmic reticulum calcium ion homeostasis
Cellular component (GO): endoplasmic reticulum membrane
Molecular function (GO): transmembrane transporter binding
Source: RefSeq, a predicted model, not a curated record